This is a messenger RNA of Labeo rohita (rohu), 4559 nucleotides long. RefSeq names its product UDP-N-acetyl-alpha-D-galactosamine:polypeptide N-acetylgalactosaminyltransferase 13 (gene galnt13). NCBI's taxonomy places the organism in Eukaryota, Metazoa, Chordata, Actinopteri, Cypriniformes, Cyprinidae. The record is from RefSeq and is a predicted model, not a curated record. Gene Ontology annotation, cellular component: Golgi apparatus. The coding region runs from base 561 to 2231 and encodes 556 amino acids. The transcript has 12 exons.
AUGGACACGCCUCUUGUCUCCAGUCAUCCUAAAUCCAAUAGCCCAAACGGAAAGAUACCGACAUCAUAUGAAAGCAUUUCUAAGAGCAGACAAAUGUUUAUUCAUACGAAGACAUAACCUGAAACCUGGCAUACGACACACGGCUCCAGCAUUAUCAUCUGAUUGCAGGGAUGACAUCUGGCCAGUGAUGCAGUGGGCAGAAUGCAUGCAGCAUCAUUUGUCACAGAGGAAGGGCUGAAAGGGACAGCUCGAGAUUUUUUGGGCUAAAUAAAUCCGGCCUGUUAUCUUUAUUUAUUUAUUUAUUUAUAUUGCAGUGGGACUAUGUCGUUCUUCGGUGUUUAUACUCGUAAGAAGAGAUACGAAUGAAAUCGUAUUGGAAUUAUAAAUAAGAGCAAACAGACGCAACACGUUGUUGGCUGGUCAUCAGGGGCUCAAGGUGUCAUUCAGUCUUCAUUCAUGGGAUGACGUCUCAGCGCGUGUUCUGUCACAUCACCCCCUGCCCCAUCUCCGGUGUCCCUCUCAUCCGUCCAUCUGUGGGGUCCUGACGCCAGCAGGGGCUCAUGAGACGCUUUGUAUACUGUAAGGUGGUGUUGACCACCUCUCUGGUCUGGGUGCUAGUGGACGUCUUUCUGCUGCUCUACUUCAGCGAGUGUAACAAAUGUGACAACAAGAAGGACCACUCGCUCCUGCCUGCACUCAGAGCGGUGAUGUCCCGCACCCAUGAGGCUCCAGGAGAAAUGGGGAAGGCUGUGAUAAUUCCCAAAGAAGAGCAGGAGAAGAUGAAAGAGCUCUUUAAAAUCAAUCAGUUCAACCUGAUGGCCAGUGACAUGAUUGCACUCAACAGGAGUCUACCAGAUGUCAGGCUGGACGGCUGUAAAACGAAGACAUACCCUGACGACCUUCCAAACACCAGCAUUGUGAUUGUGUUUCAUAACGAAGCAUGGAGUACACUUCUAAGAACCAUACACAGCGCAAUAAACCGCUCGCCCAGGCACCUGCUGCUCGAGAUACUGCUGGUGGAUGAUGCCAGCGAAAGAGAUUUUCUAAAGAAAAAACUAGAGGAUUAUGUUGCGACUCUGGAGGUUCCAGUGCGAAUUUUGAGGAUGGAACAGCGAUCCGGUUUGAUUCGAGCACGGCUAAGAGGGGCGGCCGCUACACGGGGACAGGUCAUCACCUUCCUGGAUGCCCACUGUGAGUGCACUAUAGGGUGGCUAGAGCCACUGCUGGCCCGCAUCAAAGAGGACAGGAGGGCUGUGGUCUGUCCAAUCAUUGAUGUCAUCAGUGAUGAGACAUUCGAGUACAUGGCCGGCUCAGAUAUGACCUAUGGGGGAUUCAACUGGAAACUCAACUUCAGAUGGUAUCCAGUUCCACAGAGAGAGAUGGACCGACGCAAGGGAGACAGAACCCUUCCUGUUAGAACUCCCACAAUGGCAGGAGGUCUGUUCUCUAUUGACAGAACUUAUUUUGAAGAGAUUGGCACCUAUGAUUCAGGCAUGGACAUAUGGGGAGGGGAAAAUCUAGAGAUGUCUUUUAGGAUCUGGCAGUGUGGAGGAUCUCUAGAGAUAGUCACAUGCUCUCAUGUCGGACAUGUGUUCCGGAAGGCCACACCAUACAGCUUCCCUGGUGGAACUGGUCAGGUGAUCAACAAGAACAACAGACGAUUGGCUGAAGUCUGGAUGGAUGAGUUCAAAGAUUUCUUCUACAUCAUCUCACCAGGUGUGGUUCGGGUGGAUUAUGGGGAUGUUUCUGCUCGGAAGGCUUUGAGGGAAUCUUUGAAGUGUAAACCCUUCUCAUGGUACCUGGAGAACAUCUAUCCUGACUCUCAGAUUCCACGCAGAUACUACUCACUUGGGGAGAUCAGAAAUGUUGAGACAAAUCAGUGUGUGGAUAACAUGGGCCGUAAAGAGAAUGAAAAGGUUGGCUUCUUCAACUGUCAUGGAAUGGGUGGCAACCAGGUGUUCUCAUAUACGGCGGACAAAGAGAUCCGAACUGAUGAUCUCUGUCUGGAUGCUUCACGACUUAAUGGACCUGUUGUUAUGCUGAAGUGCCACCACAUGAAAGGCAACCAGAUGUUUGAAUAUGAUGCAGAGCGACUGACUCUACUUCAUGUGAACAGUAACCAGUGUCUGGACAUGCCUUCUGAAGAGGAUAAGAUGGUUCCCACUCUCAGAGACUGUAGCGGCAGGCGAUCACAGCAGUGGAUUCUGAGGAACAUGACGCUAAGUGUCUGACAGAGCCAGCAACAACCAUUUCAGACCUGAAUCUCGGCACACACCACACAGCACGAGACCUGAAGUUGAGGUUUAUGGCCUUGUGAACUGUUAUUUUCUGGUUCAUGAUCAAGUUCAGCUAGGCUUUGAUCAGGAGAACCACACACAGCCCAUUUGCUGACCCAUUUGUGGCAAGGCUUGUGUCUCUAUUCAUGUCUGGACUGCUUCCUUUAGCUCUCAGAUUCACUGGUUUGGGGUCAGAUCACAGCCAAUGACCAGCUCUUUAAACCAGCGAGGUUUAAAUGCUUGCUGUCUCCGAUCUGAGCAUGUGUCACUGGCUAUCUAUGCUGCUCAUCCUGUGUGGGAGUACUGGUGCCUCUUAAUAUCCUACACAUCAUAUCUUUGACAGUAGCACAUAUGUUUCUUCAGAGAUGGUGCGGUUGUGUCAUCUUCCACUGUGCUGAAGUGCAUUUAACUCUGAGCAGAAGUUUAACUCAGCUUUGCUUUCUUUACAGCACCUGAAGGGAUUGUGUGUUGGUCAGGGGAUUGUACACAAAUUGUAUUACUUGCUGCUGUUUCUCAAAACUAUUUUGAUCUCUUUUAGUAAGGCUGCAAUAUAUGCUCAACCUGCCUUAAAGAGAUAGUUGCCCAAAAAUGAAAAUCCUGUCAUUUACUCAAGAUGUUCUAAACCUUUCUGAGUUUCUUUUUUUUUUUUUCUUCUUCUUCUUCUUCUUCUUCUUCUUCUUCUUCUUUUUUUUUUUUUUUUUUUUGUUGAACAUGAAACUGGCACAUUAUAGGUAACCUGAAUUGUUUAAACUUUGAAUGUCUUAACUUGAUGUAGUAAAAAAAAAAAAAAAUAAAUAAAUAGGGGAAUAAUAAUAUCGAUGUCAAUGGCUCCAGCAACUGUUUGGUUAUGAACAUUCUUCAAAAUAUGUUCUCUUAAGAUAAAGAUACUCAUACAGGUUUGGAACAGCAUGAGGGUUAAUAAAAGAUGGCAACAUGUCCAUUUUUGGGUGAGCUAUCCUUUUAAGAAAACUAGAUUGGAAAACCAUGUAGACAGCCAAAAAAUAAAAAAUAAAAAAUUAACAGCUCGUCAUUCAUUCAUUCAUUCAUUCAUUCAUUCAUUCAUUCAUAAACUGCAUUUUGAAUAGCAUUUCAUCAUACCACAUAUUUCAUUUUUUUUGUGUUAUAUCUGUUUAAUCAAUUUAGUUGCAUAAUACGAUCUUUUGUACAUUUUGUACGAUUGUACGUUUUCAUAGUAAAUUGUAUUAUUCACGCUUUAUUUUUAUUAUUUCACAUUUCAUCAGGUUUUUAAGAAAAAAAAGUGGCAAUAGUAAGAAAGUGUAGUCUAUUUUUAGGACUUAUUUUUCAUUUUAAUGAGCUACUAAAAUGUCAAUUCAAUUCUUAAUUAUUCAAAUUAUUUUUUAUUAUUAUUAUUAAUAUUAUUAUUAUUACUAUUAUUAGAAUUUAUAUUAUUUUGAGGUAACAUAAGAAGUGGAAACUUCUGUUCUUACCCAUUAUGAGUUUGUUUUAUUUUUAUUAUUAAAUAAUUUCUAGAAAAUCAUCUGUGUUAUUUUGUGUCAACAUGCAAUCAUUUUAUAAAAAAUUUGGGUGUAAAAAAAAUGUAGGCAGCAGCAUCUUACAGGUAAAACUAAAACAAAUCAUUCAAAGCCUCACCUUCAUCAUCUUCAUAAUACAGCUUUCACAGAUGGAUGGAUCCUGGCCACACAUCUGUACUAAUUAUGAACUAGGCCUUUUUGAGCAUUGCUGUACAUAUUAAAGCAAAUAUUUUUUUAAUAUGAAAUUUAAACUCCAGUGGAAAAAUUAUGAGUAACAUUGCUUGGUGUAUAUAAAAUAUGUUUGAAAAAUACUGUACAGCUCUAUGCAUUGCUACUAUAUGUACACAUCUAAUGCAUCCACCAUGUUCUGUCAAUGUAUUAUCAAUGUCUGUUUAAUGCACAAAAAACAUUAAUAUUAAUUCUUGAAUGGAGGUUUAAGGAUUUGUGAUCUGUGUCUUGAUUAUUUGAUCAUUUUGUCAUGCAUAUGUUUAAUCCAUUCACAAAAUGAAUGAAUUUAGUUAAAACUGCACACAAUUUAGAGCAGUCUUAUAAAAGCAUAUCUCAAUAAUAGAAUUAGAGCUAUUCGACAUUAUUAUCAUCACAUGCAUGUUACAGUCUGUACAUUUCUGUAUUUUUUUUUAAGUUCAUAGAAACUGAAAAUGUGUGACUUUGUACUGGUCUUAAUGUGAACUGUUUGUACUUUUCGUUUUUUAAGUCUCAACUGACCUCAUGUUUAAUAGAUUAAUAUAAUACAACUGUUAACUCUAAUAAACCAUUGUUGUUGAAUGUA